CGCAGUCACGGAAGGCAGUCUCUAUGGUGAGGAGGAGGCGGCGGAGGUGGAGGCGGAGAAGCGCGACCGCAGCGGCCGCGGCGCAGGUACCAAAGUACAGGGAGACGAAAAAGGUGCUUUAGGAGGCGAAUCUUGGAUCUGCUGGAUGAGGAGCUGCUGCCUGUUGGCGCCUGAGGCGCCCCCGCGGCGCGCCCCGCCUCUGCCCACCAUGCCCACUGCCCAUGCCGACCAGAGCCCGCGGAUCCGGGAAGUUUGGGCUUGCAACCUGGACGAGGAGAUGAAGAAAAUGCGACCGGUUAUCCAGCAGUACAAUUACGUGGCUAUGGACACGGAGUUCCCAGGUGUGGUGGCCAGACCCGUGGGAGAAUUCAGAAGCUAUGCUGACUACCAGUACCAGCUGCUGAGAUGCAAUGUGGACUGGCUGAAGAUCAUCCAGCUGGGACUGACGUUUAUGAAUGAGCAAGGAGAGUGCCCUCCAGGAACCUCCACGUGGCAGUUCAAUUUCAAAUUCAAUUUGAAGGAGGACAUGUACGCACAAGAUUCCAUCGAGCUCCUCACCAUGUCAGGGAUCCAGUUCAAGAAGCACGAGGAGGAGGGCAUCGAGGCACAGUAUUUUGCGGAGCUCCUGAUGACAUCAGGAGUGGUGCUGUGUGAAGGGGUCAAGUGGCUUUCCUUCCACAGUGGUUAUGACUUUGGCUACUUCAUCAAGAUCCUCACCAACUCUCCCUUGCCCGAAGAAGCCCAAGACUUCUUCGAGAUCCUUCGACUCUUCUUUCCUGUCAUCUAUGACAUCAAGUACCUCAUGAAGAGCUGCAAAACCCUCAGGGGUGGACUGCAGGAAGUGGCUACUCAGCUGGAGCUGGAGCGCAUUGGCUCCCAGCACCAGGCGGGGUCCGAUUCCUUGCUCACGGGUAUGGCCUUUUUCAAAAUGAGAGAAAUGUUCUUCGAAGACCACAUUGACGAUGCCAAGUAUUCUGGAUACUUGUACGGCCUUGGUUCUGGAGCAUCCCACGUCCACAAGAAGGCCCAGAGGGGGGCCCACAAAGGCUUCCAGAGCAGCUUCCAGAACGGCUACCAGAACGUCCAGUAUGUCCACUAUGGCAGAGAACCAGUAUGGAGAGCAGACCAGCAAGCAUUCACGAGUAUGCAAGAGAUGCCACCGUUUGAGGCUGAGGACCAUCAAUUCUACACCUAUGGAGAGUGAAUCAGCUCAGAUCCUGUUUUCCUAGAAGGUUGGAGUUUCCUUGAUGUUUGCCUGAAAAGUGAUCAU
Molecule: messenger RNA, 1270 nt
Organism: Phascolarctos cinereus (koala)
Lineage: Eukaryota; Metazoa; Chordata; Mammalia; Diprotodontia; Phascolarctidae
Product: CCR4-NOT transcription complex subunit 7-like
Cellular component (GO): CCR4-NOT complex
Molecular function (GO): nucleic acid binding; poly(A)-specific ribonuclease activity
Source: RefSeq, a predicted model, not a curated record